Messenger RNA from Labeo rohita (rohu), 2082 nucleotides. It is a transcript of the gene dcph1, whose product is annotated as acidic residue methyltransferase 1. Gene Ontology annotation, molecular function: phosphatase activity. Gene Ontology annotation, biological process: DNA damage response. Gene Ontology annotation, cellular component: nucleus; cytoplasm. NCBI's taxonomy places the organism in Eukaryota, Metazoa, Chordata, Actinopteri, Cypriniformes, Cyprinidae. The transcript is spliced from 6 exons. The record is from RefSeq and is a predicted model, not a curated record. The coding region runs from base 91 to 1437 and encodes 448 amino acids.
UAACUUAGCUUAAGUGUGGUUUAUGAUUUCUCCUAAGAUUACAACAAAUAACAUGCUAAUGUGCGAUUGCAGUCCUUCCUGUUUGCAAAAAUGGAGGCAGAGGGAAUAUCGGCCCCGUCGUCACUCUCUGCUAAGUUUGAGGGGUCCUUCGCCUAUCUGACUGUGAGAGACAGACUACCUACCAUACUCACAAAAGUGAUAGACACAUUACAUCGCAAUAAAGACAAUUUCUUCAAAGAAUAUGGAGAGGAGGGGACACAGGCAGAAAAGAGGGCCAUCUCUUUCCUGUCCAAGCUGAGGAAUGAACUGCAGACAGACAAACCUGUGCUGGCUCUGAUUGAUAAUGCUGAGGACACACAGACCUGGAAUGAAUACAUGCAAAGACAGCAGGACCUGAUGGAAGAUGGAAAGCCUGUCAGCUGGUUCAAGUCACCAUGGCUCUAUGUCGAGUGUUACAUGUACCGGAAGAUCCAGGAGGCUCUGUAUAUGAAUCCGCCAAUGGAUAAGUUUGACGUGUUUAAGGAGGGAAAGACGCAAAGCUACUUGGAAUCUCAACAGGCGAUUAAAUCCCUCUGUACAUACCUUCAGGAGCUCAUCACCAACAUGGAGAACAUGACUGAGAUUCAGCUGCGAGACAGUUUCCUCAAGUUACUCCAGGUCUCUCUGUGGGGAAACAAGUGUGAUCUGUCCAUCUCUGCCGGUCAGGACAACUCUCAAAAGUCUAGUCCCUUCGAUUCUCUUCCUGAUCUCCAGCGCUUCAUCCUAGUGGAUGACUCCAACAUGGUUUGGUCAACGCUGGUUGCUGCUCAAGGAUCCGGAUCUUCAGGGAUGAAGCACGCCAGAGUGGACAUUGUUUUAGACAACGCUGGUUUUGAGCUUGUCACCGAUCUAGUCUUUGCCGACUUUCUGGUUUCUGCCGGACUUGCCAAGCACAUCCGAUUUCAUGGCAAGUCCAUCCCGUGGUUUGUUUCAGAUGUCACCAAACAAGACUUUGAGUGGACCAUCAUGCAGACCAUGGCAGCCAAUCACAAAUGGAUGUCAGCCAGCGGCGUCCAAUGGAAGCAUUUCAUAAAGGACGGUACAUGGUCCUACCACGAUCACUCUUUUUGGACUUUGCCCCAUGAGUUCUGUGACAUGGCGGUGGAUGCAGCUGAUCUCUACAGCACGCUCCAGGGCUCCGAUCUGAUUUUCUUCAAAGGAGACCUCAACUACAGAAAGCUUACUGGCGAUAGGAAAUGGGAGCACACGGUUCCAUUUGAUCAAGCGUUGAGGGGGUUCCAGCCUGCCCCUCUCUGCAGCCUCAGGACACUGAAGGCUGAUGUUCAGGUGGGCUUACAGCCAGGCCAGGCCGAGAAGCUUAGCUCUCAGGAUCCAGACUGGAUGACUAAUGGCAAAUACGCUGUGGUUCAGUUUUCCAGUCCACACAGAGAACAGUAGGGUUGUUUCUAAAGAAAAGAGAGUCCUCACUGAUGAGGAAAUUACCAAGAAGGAAAAGAUCAUUGGCUAAAGGAUGCUGGUUCAGUUACCAGCAUGCCAAACAAACUUGUUGUUCUAUCUUUGCUUGUAUUUGUGUGUAACAGUUGUUUUGGUUGGAAGCAAAUCACGCAAUGAAUCCUACCGAUUCUGCAUAUCAAACACUGAAAUAAAUGUUAAACUAAAUAAUGUCCUUGUUGAUAGAAUAAUGGUGUUUUGAAACCUGACAAUCUUUUGAUCAUAGUUUACACAGUCGAUGAUUUCUGUUUGCACUGUUGAUCUGUAUUGUGUACAAGAACAGUUACUGAAAAAUACAGAUGUAAACAUGGCAGGAAAAAAAUUAAUAGGAAUCCAUACGUGUGUUGAACCUGAAUUGUAACUUCUAGUUAAAUGCUAUUGACCAAAACAUCUUGAGAAUAGUGAUAUAUGCAUUUCAGACUAAAACUGUGUAGUAUACAGAUAUUUCAAAUGUAUUAAUUUAUGCAUGGAGUGCAUAAUUAAAAUGAAACUAUUAAAGAAAACUGUUUUAAUUAAACAAUUCUAGUAAGGUAAUGGCAACAUGGAAUGUAUGAGGACACCAGUUCAUUUUUUUUUUUUUUUUUUUAACAA